GGCGUCCUGGCACCUCAGUUCCUGCUCGCGUAUCGACGAGCGAGGACGAAGCGUCGGUUCGUGAGGUGGUGCGCGCGCGCGAGAUCCGCUCGUCGGUGGUGAUGUGAUCGGCGAGAAGCCCGGAGCGAAAAGGCGGCCGCAGUGCAAGCAGCUGAAAAUGCAGCCGAACGUAGUCACGUUGGCGCGUUGCCUGCCGCUUCUGCUACUGAUGGUGGCCGCAGCGAGCGCGAGGAUUCACAAGCUGGACAUACGGAAAGACAACCGACCGUACAUUGCUCUGACUACGUUCGGCUUCUACAAAGGCGGCAUCCUUACCGUGAACCUCACGAACUUCAAGUUCCAGACGGUAGACGAUAAGAAGUUAACGCCGGAGACGACGGACAAAGCUGUAUUCGGAUUCAGCCUUGACCGAACGCUCAUCGACGCCAUCAAUCCUUACAUAUACAAUCAUCUGGAGAGAUGCUUACUGCAAAACGCUUCCACCCCGCGGGUGGAGCCGAGGGACGACAGCUCGAUCAUAUAUUUUACGAUGGAUUUGAAGAAUUUGGUGAUGCACGUAAACUGCAGUCGCAACGUGCGUACGAUGCAUAUUUACAAGGAUACCAGCAGGAUACUGAUGUUCCGCACCAAGAGGGGUUCACUACCGGCGCGACUUAGCGACACCGCGCUCUUUCCCCGAAGGAAGCGGAACACGUCGCAUGAGCUCGCGAAGCCCAUCGGCCACGAUGACCUGAACGGCGGGUCGGACAGCAACAUAUGCCGUGUGAAGCUACCGAUGACGAUGAACACCCACGCGAACGGCGAGAAGUCGUACAACACGAGCUUCGUCAUGUACGUGGCCACCGAGGAGGAAGAGGGCCUGUACAAUCUUUACUUUCACAAUUGCCUGAAUUACAAUUACGAGGCUCCGCUGGCGGUGGACUUCACGAUGCAAAUAGCGGAGAUUAAUAACGACAACUUCCUCAGCGCUGGCGAAAUGCCCCUGCCAGCCUUGUACUUCACGAUGGCGCUUCUCUUCUUCUUGUCGGGCUGCUUUUGGGUGUUCAUUUUGGCCAAGAGCAAGCGCUCGGUGUUCAAAAUCCACUACUUGAUGGCGGUCUUGGUAUACCUGAAGUCGCUGUCGUUGUUGUUCCACGGUAUAAAUUACCAUUUCAUCCAGACCAAAGGCGAACACGUGGAGGCGUGGGCAAUUUUAUACUAUAUCUCUCAUCUACUGAAAGGCGCCGUUCUCUUCAUCACUAUGGUGCUCGUUGGCACCGGAUGGACCUUCAUAAAACACAUUCUCUCGGACAAGGAGAAGAAAUUCUUCAUGCUCGUCAUACCGUUGCAAGUUUUAGCGAACGUGGCCGAGAUAAUAAUCGAAGAGAGCGAGGUGGGCAAUCUGGAGCACCAGACUUGGCGAGACAUUUUCAUACUCGUCGAUCUGCUCUGUUGCGGCGCAAUUCUAUUCCCGGUGGUGUGGAGCAUCAAACACUUGGAGGAGGCCGCCCGCACAAGCGAUAAGGCGGCCAUCACUUUGCGCAAGCUCAAGCUGUUCAAGCAUUUCUACAUUAUGAUAGUUUGCUACAUAUAUUUCACCAGAAUCAUCAUGUACCUACUGAAGAUUACCGUGAGGUUCGAGUACCAGUGGUUGGACGAAACGUUCCGCGAGAUGGCGACCUACGUGUUCUUCGUCCUGACAGGGUACAAGUUCCGACCAGCUUCUACGAAUCCGUACUUCACGGUGCCGAGCGACGAUGUGCGGUUGGAUGAUGACGACGACAGGAUGGACGUCGUCGUUUCCGGCAGCAACGGACUGACCAAGGACUUCAGUAAAGUGAGCAAAGUGCCGAGGGCGGUGAGACCCAUGAGCGGGAAAGUGCCGUCUACAGCGGAGGAACGGCACAUCAUCCUCUAUCAAAAGACGGAUUCCUCCUAAUAAAAUUGCGCUCGCUACGGGUCCGAUUAAAAACACACACACACAUAUACACAUACAUACAAAUAAUACACGUGGUCGACCUGAUACUCGCCACACGACAAAGACGCCCGCGUCUUCUUACGGAUCUUCGAGACUGCGGAUUGAAGUGGACAAGCGAGAGGUGCGCAGACGACAGUCAAAGUGAACCCUGAUGGCAAUGGGAAACUUAAUUAUAAGGAUAUCGCGCCACUGAAACCGCCGAGUUUCCUACUCUCGGGUCUGUUUUUUCUAUUUUCCACAGAGAGGAGUGACAGAAACGACCGGUCGGGUUUGCAAACACACGAACGACAAUCACGGCUGGUACAAAUUUGUAUUUACAUUUACUUUUAUUCGAGAUACCUUUUGCCUUUUGGCAGCGACGACGACGACGACGACGACGAGGGUUGACCUCGGGUCGUCGUGCAUCGUUUCCUUUGAGUUUUCUUUAAGUUUUCGAACAUCGAAGCGCAUCUCUCUCUCUCUCUCUCUCUCUCUCUCUCUCUCUCUCUCUCUCUUUCUCGAAUCUCUUCCGUUUUCGCGCGCCGUCGUCCACAGUUCAAUCCGACGUUAGCGCGACAUUUAUUUUCUUAGUGAGACACUCCAAUAGGACAAACUUAGAAAUAAUCUUUUAUCUAGUACUUAUGUUACGAUUCCAAUUGCACGUCGCCAAUUGUCGACGCGCCCCUUUGUAGUUGAGUUUUUCGUAGAUAUUUAUAGAGAAACAUUUCCAUUGCGUUCCCUUUUUCCAUGACACACGCGCUUAGUUUCAUCGAAAGCACGCGAAUCUCAUUGCGUAGAAUCAACGUAUUCAAGGUAUACUUGUUUCUCUCUUUCUCUAUUUUCUUUUAUUUUGUAUCGCAUCUUAUAUUCUUACUCGUAAGGGAAGCGGCUGGCUGUACCGGACCAAGCGGUGCAAGGUAAACUCUAUCUAAUAAAUACAUGUCCUCUCACUCGUGCGCGAAUAUUGCGCGAUACUACUCCGUGCUAGAGUUAACAUUACCAUUAUUAUUACUAUUAUACACACGUUGUCGUCACUGUUACACCUGUUAUUAUCAUUAACUAUGUCGUAUAUACCGAAUGGAACGCAAAAAGGGAGCCAAGUUGACAGAAUAAAGCGGAUAUUUUUAUGAAAA
Molecule: messenger RNA, 3069 nt
Organism: Odontomachus brunneus
Lineage: Eukaryota; Metazoa; Arthropoda; Insecta; Hymenoptera; Formicidae
Product: protein GPR107
Exons: 10
Coding region: 158-1918 (586 amino acids)
Biological process (GO): transport
Cellular component (GO): Golgi apparatus; membrane
Source: RefSeq, a predicted model, not a curated record